AUGGACUCGGUCGCCCGCCGGCCAUGGGAACCUAUUUCCUCGGGCCCUACAACACCGGCCGCCUCAGCCCAGACCCUACCCUCCAUACAGACUUUGACGGCGACUAUGAAUGGUGUAGGAGGGAAUACGGCUGAGAAAUCUCCUGGUAAUGCUUCCUUGAACACCAUUGAGCGGGACUCCGGGAAUUGGUCGAUGCCGCAGAGUACAAGAUCCUCGACUUAUUCGACUACCACCAAUGGAACUGGCAACAACUAUCCUACUCUCACUUUCUUGACCUCAACAUCACAUCCUUCACCUAACCGGGGCCACAUCGCUCCGGAUCGAUCCCCAUUCAGCCAGGAACAAUCCACCACCCCAUCCUCAGCUGGCGCGCAACACCCUUCUCCCAAUUUCAAUUCCUCACAACCGAACCCUGGCCUUCCUUCUAUCAAUCAGAACUUCGAUGCCUCAUCUCACCGAAAUAGUGUGAUCGAGGUGCCCGAGUCGCGCCGCAGCAGUGUCGACAGUCGUAUGAAUCAGGGCAUCAGCUCACUCGCAAUCAACCCCGCCUCACCAUACCAUAGCACAAAUGCCUCUCAAUCCUCAAUCGUGUCGAGUCUUCAGCGGGAACGGGGGAUCACAAAUGAUAUGAACUCUUACCGAGGACCACGGUAUUCCGCCGGCAGUCAGCCCUUGUCACCCUUAGGUCCGCAUGCCGCCGAGCAUCGUGGAUUCGCAGCAGGACGAACUGCGCCUGCCAUUUCGUCUAACCCGCGAUCCGAGAUUUACAAUGCAGAGGCUCCCACGGCCGGUAUGGCCUACGCUUUCCCAGAUCCGGAUGUGGCUCGUUCCAGCUCAAUCUCGUCGACGGAAAAUCUGUACUCGGAAUCGCGGAUGCCACGAGGACAACACGAUCUGCCGCAAAAUGUGCAUCAUCACCAUUCCUUACAGCACAAGCAAGUACGUGAUCUGAUCGGGGAGGCCGAGCAAGCGGGCAACACUCCUUACAGCCGAACUCCGGAAUUACGAGUUACACAUAAAUUGGCAGAGCGCAAGCGACGAAGCGAAAUGAAGGACUGUUUCGAGGCCUUGCGUAUGCGCCUUCCUCAAAGUCAGAACAAUAAAUCCAGCAAAUGGGAGACCCUUACUCGGGCGAUCGAAUACAUCACAGGCUUGGAGAAGAAUCUUGGUCAGGCUCGUCGUGAAGUUUCAGUACUGCGAACAGAGAAUGAUGAACUUCGAGCCCAAUUGAAUCAGCAACAAGCCAAUGGAUCUCGACCGGUCUCGACCUUCGAACAUCAUCCCAUGUCUGCGACUCCGACCAAUGGACAGGCCCAACCGCCUGUGUUCUCUGGGUUUGGAAAUGGAUCGGUGGUUCAGGACCAACCACGCACUCUUCCCCGCUCAUGA
Penicillium malachiteum is the source of this 1389-nucleotide messenger RNA. RefSeq lists its product as uncharacterized. Lineage: Eukaryota; Fungi; Ascomycota; Eurotiomycetes; Eurotiales; Aspergillaceae. The record is from RefSeq and is a predicted model, not a curated record. Bases 1 to 1389 code for a protein of 462 amino acids. Gene Ontology annotation, biological process: positive regulation of transcription by RNA polymerase II. The transcript has 4 exons. Gene Ontology annotation, cellular component: RNA polymerase II transcription regulator complex. Gene Ontology annotation, molecular function: protein dimerization activity; DNA-binding transcription factor activity.